This is a messenger RNA of Temnothorax curvispinosus, 1958 nucleotides long. Its product is annotated as dentin sialophosphoprotein-like. The transcript has 11 exons. Lineage: Eukaryota; Metazoa; Arthropoda; Insecta; Hymenoptera; Formicidae. The record is from RefSeq and is a predicted model, not a curated record. The coding region runs from base 446 to 1870 and encodes 474 amino acids.
AUGUAAACGCGUUUAUUGGUCGCUUGAGAUAGCUCUACCGACAUCUGUUGUGAACCGUGGUAAGGAGACGAAGAAGAAGAAGGCGCGAAGGCGGUACACGUUGAAGUAUUUCGUCUCUUGUGCGGACCGCGAAGGAUCGCGAAGUUUUUUCUACAUAUAAUUAUAGCUUCUUUUACAGAAGAAAGAAGCCCCGGAGCCGAUCAAAAAUACCUACCUUGCGUACUGGAAAUUGAACGAGAAGGAAGACACGAGGAAGUGGAUUGUUCGUACAUAUUUUGUUUCUGAUCAUUGCGACACAUACUGAAAGAAAGAAGUCUCGGAGCCGAUCAAAAAUACCUACCUUGCGUACUGGAAAUUGAACGGGAAGGAAGACACGAGGAAGUGGAUUCUUCGUACAUAUUUUGUUUCUGAUCAUUGCGACACACAUAUUGAUGAAAAUAUUAAUAUGGAUUAUCAAAAAGAUACAACUCAUGUCGUAAUCAAAUUUUUUGAAAAAAGUAAAACUGGACAAACCAGCAUCGACCUUGUACCCGUGACGUGGACGCAUCUUAAGGAUGGUCAAUUGUUCUGCAAAUACCCAAAUAAAUCUGAAUACUUGAAAGUAAACAAGCUGAGUAAAACAUCUUCUGAACCUGGCGCCUCAUGGAAGAGUUUUAAAGUUAUUCUUGUAAAAGAAGCUAGUAAUUAUGAACAAGGUAUAAGACGAAUGAAGAGGGGAUACUCUGAUGAGAUAAUUGAAAGUAGCAACAUCGAUGAAUAUCACAGUUCUGAAAAAGAGGAAGACCCUUUACAGCUGACCGGAAAUGAUCUUAAGAAAUCACUGAAUAAAAUUCCUUCACUUAAAGGAAAUUUUAAGAGUACACACAAAAAUUAUAGAGAAGAUAAUUCUGACACUUCGGUAUCCCAUGCUUCUAAAGAUGAGAAAUCAAGCGUUGAUAAUAGUGAUACAUCGUCAUCGACGUCGUCAUUAAAAACCAAGAAAACAUUCAAAAAACAUAACAGGCACGAUUCGCAGAAUGCUACAAGUUCUUCAAAUUCAAGUUCAUCAAUUCCAUCGCCUAAAAAACGAAAAACGCAAUCAACAAAGGAAAAAUCUGUAAGUUCAGAUUCUCUUCAAACAUUAUCGUCGGAAACACAAGAUAAUGCCACUAAAACAUCAGCGGAAACGCAAAAAAGUUCUAUUCGAUCAAAAGUAAUUGAUCCAAAGCAAAAAGCAAAAAAAAAACUUGACGUUUCAAAAACUGCGAUUUCAAGUACAAGCAAGAAAAAUAAGAAAGACCAGACAUCGAAAAAAAGAUACAACUCUUGCCCAACUUGCGGUCGUACAGCACCAUCAAAAUCUUUCUUGGAAUCCAUGAAACGAAGUAUUGAAUAUAGAAUCCGCGAUGAGUCUGAAAAAAUUAGAGGAACUAUUGCUGCUAGUAAAAACAGUGGAUAUAUUGAAAAUAUCAUGGAAGAAGGAAGAAUUGCUGAUUUGCCGAAAGAUGACUUAGACAGUUUCCUGCAGUUUGAAGAUGAUUUGAAAAAGGAUGAGGACUUGGUCAAGAAAGUCAAAUGUUUUAUGGUGCUUAAUACUAAAAAUUCAAUGAGGCUCUCAGAAAAUCUUAGUAUAGUUAUUCCCCGCAUUAUUACAAAAAACGUACAACUUCUAUAUUCUGCUUUUGGACGAGAAACUAAUGGUGUUCAAAAAUUAAAUUUUUCGAAAACAGAAACUUACAAAUAUCUUCGAGAAGUCAUUCUGACUAAAUGCCCCGAACUACAGUUAAAAGAACUUAACUCCCAAUUUAGUCGUUGGUUUUCGGGUGCAAAAGAUAGAGAAGGUGGAAAAAAAGAGAGAAAUUUAAAAAAGACUCAAAGAAACGAAGGAUAAUACUUAAUAAUAAUACUCACAAAACAUUAAAUAUAUACGAAAAUGAGUGUUUCAUUUAUUUUUUUCAUUACAAGAGUUUGUUUGAAGA